This is a messenger RNA of Macrosteles quadrilineatus (aster leafhopper), 1092 nucleotides long. It is a transcript of the gene Lamtor3, whose product is annotated as ragulator complex protein LAMTOR3-A. The record is from RefSeq and is a predicted model, not a curated record. The transcript has 5 exons. The coding region runs from base 313 to 687 and encodes 124 amino acids. Gene Ontology annotation, biological process: cellular response to amino acid stimulus; positive regulation of TOR signaling. Lineage: Eukaryota; Metazoa; Arthropoda; Insecta; Hemiptera; Cicadellidae. Gene Ontology annotation, cellular component: Ragulator complex.
GUUGUCUGUCACCAAUAAUUAUUACCAAUGCCAAUAUUGCCAUUUCCAUUUCCAAUUCCAAAGCUAUAAAACAAAAAUCGUUAUCGUAGUUUGUGAAAUUUUGUGCUCGCGAGUAGUUGAUAAUAUAUUAUAUAAUAUAUUCUUUCAUCAUUAGAUAACAAACUAAGGAUCCUAGGUCUUCUAGUCAGUCCUGCUUGCUAAGCUAUAUUACACAGGUUACCUACUCCAUACUCCGCCUACAACUUUAUUAGGGUAAAACUUACUUAAUUUUUUGAACCAGCAUUCUGUGCAUCUGCAUCUCUUACUACUAAAAUGGUUGAUGAUAUGAAGAAGUUCUUAAAUUCUUUGCUAACAAAAGUUGAUGGCUUAUACAGUGUGGUGGUAACGGAUCGAGAUGGAGUCCCCAUUUUGAAAGCCUCUACUGACAAAGCACCAGAAUCUGCCUUGCGACCGAAUUUUCUGUCAACAUUUGGAAUGGCGACUGACCAAGGAAGCAAGCUUGGAUUGGGCAAAAAUAAUGCGGUCAUCUGCUUAUACACUAAUUAUCAGGUUGUUCAAAUGAAUGAUUUGCCUCUGAUUGUAAGUUUCAUCGCCAGUCAUGACUGCAACACAGGACACAUCCUCAGUCAGAAGCAAACACUUCAUCAGAUGCUUCAGUCACUGAAAGGUUCAGUCGUUGAACCCUAGUCAUUCACUUUGCUUAACAUAUGCUGUGUCCACAGAGAAGUAAUGUACAGAGUAAACAUGCCUAUGAGAUGACAGUGCGUUUUCAGCUCUAUGUUGUGCGGGAAAUAUACUUGAACCAGAACAGCAAGCAUUGUGCGGAAAUUCCUAUCGCACAGGGCAAAUGUUCUUCCUCCAACUUAAGCAUUGUAGUAGAUGAGGGCAAGAGGGGCAGUGUUGGACUAUGCCCUAGACACCAGCGACUAUAGCUAGAUACCACCUGAGUUUAUUAUUGAAUGUUUCCUCUGUACCUUACUUCUCUGGGCUUUGUCUCAAAUAUUUUCAUGUAUAUAUUUUAUGUUUAUCCCCAUGUAAAUAUUCAGCUAAUUUUUUAAUGGAAACUUUAUUAAAAUGCCUUUAUUAUUAUCA